Messenger RNA from Larimichthys crocea (large yellow croaker), 2068 nucleotides. Its product is annotated as poly(A) polymerase type 3. NCBI's taxonomy places the organism in Eukaryota, Metazoa, Chordata, Actinopteri, Sciaenidae. Gene Ontology annotation, cellular component: nucleus. Bases 104 to 1921 code for a protein of 605 amino acids. The record is from RefSeq and is a predicted model, not a curated record. The transcript has 19 exons. Gene Ontology annotation, biological process: RNA 3'-end processing. Gene Ontology annotation, molecular function: poly(A) RNA polymerase activity; RNA binding.
ACAGCGAGAACUUCACAGAGUGGACAGGACUCAUCUUGUGAUAGAAGAGAGAAGAAAAAUAUUUCUGAUUUCAAACCACAAAGAAUCAACUAACGUCGCUACCAUGUCUGUUCCAAUUAAGAGCCAAGCUCCAUCAGGCCCAGCACCCCACAAACAUUUCGGGGUGACUGACAUUAUCAGCCUGGACAUGCCAGGAAUCUGUGACAUGAUCGAGUCCAGUGAGCUGUUCAAGUGCCUGAUAGUGAAUGGAGCGCAUGAGAACAACUCAGAACUGCUUCACAGAGAGAACGUUGUCAAAAACGUGGAGUCACUCUACAAGGAGUGGCUCACAGAAAUGUGCGAAGCAAUGAAUGUACCUGAAAUUGUGACGGCCAAAGUUGGUGGAAAGGUCUUUCCCUUUGGCUCAUAUCAUCUGGGAGUCCACUCAAAAGGUGCUGAUAUUGAUGCCCUUUGUGUUGGCCCCGGAUUCAUUCAGCGCGACGACUUCUUUACCUCCUUCUUCGAGAAACUGAAGUCUCAGAAGGAGGUCAAAGACAUACGUGCAAUUCAAGACGCGUUUGUCCCAGUCAUCAAAAUGACCUUUGAUGGGAUUGAGAUGGACUUAGUGUUCGCCCAGGUGCAACGGCGGAGCAUCACUGAUCACGUAAACCUGCUGGAUGACAGCUGGUUUAACGGUAUUGAUCGGCGCUGUGCCAGAAGUCUAAAUGGCUAUAGGGUUUCAGAGACGAUCCUCCAUCAAGUUCCCAACGUGGAGAACUUUCAGAUGGUUUUGAGAGCCAUCAAGCUGUGGGCCAAAAGACGGAAGAUUUAUUCAAAUUCACUGGGGUUCUUGGGCGGGGUAUCGUGGACCAUAAUGGUGGCCAGGAUCUGCCAGCUGUACCCAAAUGCUGCACCGUCCACCCUGGUGAAGAAGUUCUUCUGGGUCUACGCCAGAUGGGAAUGGCCAUCCCCCAUUCUUCUGAAGAAAGUUCAGGACUGCGGAUAUAAACUUCCAUUUUGGGAUCCCAUGGUCAACCGAAGUGAUCGCUUGGACUUGAUGCCCAUCAUCACCCCUGCUUACCCCCAGCAAAACACCAGCUUCAACGUGUGUCCGUCUACAUUGACCAUCAUGAAGGAGGAGAUUGUACGGGGCCUUGUUAUCACGGAAAAAAUUCAUGACAAGAAAGCUCCCUGGUCCAAACUUUUUGAACCAGUGGACUUUGCUGGGAUGUACAAGCAUUUCGUUCUGCUGCAGGCUUCUUCAGCUACAGAGAAGCAGCAUCUUGAAUGGGUUGGCCUGGUGGAGUCCAAACUACGGCACCUGGUGGGGACACUCGAGAAGAACAUCACCAUUUCCCUGGCCCAUGUGAACUCACAGUCCACCACUGGGCCCACAAAUGAAAAUGACAAAGGACUGAGCACCACGUGGCAGAUUGGCAUCCUCAUCAACAAGGAAACGUCUAAAAACGGCAUAGACCUGACCUCUGACCUCCUGUCCUUUAGUGAUAUGAUCUACAGCCUGGCAGAGCACUCUCAUAUCUAUGAGGAGGGAAUGACCCUAUCUGCCUCGUAUCAAAGGAAAGAAAGAAAAGACAAGAAAAGGGCUUUACCUACACCAAAGCCCACAUUGAGCAAUGUUCUGCAGCCUCACAUACCACCGGAACCGAUGGCUGUAACAAACAAAUUGCCUGCAGUGUCUGCAGUCACCACAACUCAGGAGAGUAAAGACUCCUGCUCCAAGUCCAACUCUAAGAGUCUGUUUCUUGUGAACUCACAGAGCAUUAAGAGAGCUGGUGACAAUGAGCUCGAAUCAUCGGGCAAAAGAUUCAGACCUGACCUGAAUCCGCCCACUGUGGAGCUUUCUGAGUUGCCUCCCAACCCCACCAGGCCUGCCACAGUGAAGAAACAGGCCAUCAAGCUCCAGCUCUUUAGACGGAACUGACGGAGGCACAGACUGGUCGGCGAGCUUCACAAUCACAUCGUUGAGCUCAAGAGAAUAAACUCCAGCCGGCCAUUUCCCCUGCCCCUUGUAUAUAUUGUAUAUAUUAUUGUAUAGGUUUGAUGUAUGUUUGUUUUGUUAAUCAAAUAC